UCCUCGUCUUUUUCUUUUCAAUUUCUUUUUUAUCUUCCGAGAGCCAAUUACAAAAAUAUUUCAACUAAAGGUAAACACUAAAUACAGGGGGACAUCUUAGCCUUUACUUCUUGGUUACUCAUCUUUUGUCUUCUUUAAUCUUCAGUCUUUUCUAUGAACAUGGAGAAUAUAUUGUAUAGGCCGUAAAACCAGUUGUAACAUUAAAGUAGCAAAUCUCUCUGGUGGGUUCUUGAGGCCGGACUAGAGUAGAGCUUUGUGUCUGUCUUCUGAGCUAUCCUUAUCUUAUUCAAUGAUGGAAGAGAACCCUGAAAUCGCCCAGCGAGCUAAUUUAACUUCCAUGUCUGAUAAAGAAGUUUUUGAGCUGGUAUGGGAAAAUGGCCAACUUCUCAUGCGAGAUUUGCCCAGGAGAGCUCAAAGGGGCCCCUCAAUCAACGUUCAUCCUUCUCAUGACUCUUCGAUUAAUGCUCAUGUACAUGUUAAAAAUGGCGGAGACACCUUUCCUCAAAAGAGGGCAGGGUUUGAGACUUUAGAUUCCAUCUUGGAUAACUCUUAUCAUGAUCGGAAUAGCUUUUAUAUGAAUUUUACUCACAACAAGUCUCUGGAAGAUGAUAACUUUCAUGAAUCAUUACCCGAAGUGUAUCAAACCCAUUUUAAUGUGUUUUUGGAACAAAAUAAAGGUAAUAGUUACGAUAAGUUUCAUAAGGACUCCCAAGUUGUUCCCGUACAUGAAGAUGCAAAUUUGAAAAAGGGGUGUCACUCUAAUUAUUUCACUCAAACUCCUCAACAUGCCUCGACGGGCCAACCUGAUAAGUCCUCCAAUAAGCAAUACCAAGAAUCAGUUUCAUUCAAAAGGGCAAGGACAAAUUCAAGACAAAAUCUGGGAUCAAUGCGUGAUUUCCCCGUCACAAAGUUGCAGGAUCAAGAUUUAGAAUCUGAUGGGAGAAAGGCGACGACUAACUUUUCUCUUUUCUUAGGAUCUCCAGGUCUUCUUCAAGUUAACAGUCAGCGAAGUGGUGUUAAAAUGCCCACAACGAUUCCUGCAACUUUAUCAAGUGCUGAGGGUUUGAAUAACAACUGUAAAAGGUCUAGUCCAUGCAGUAACAUUAUCCCCUUGGAGUCAAUGUCAAUUGCUCCAGCAAAUGGUUCAAAAACUGUUAAGGGUUUUCAUUAUCAACCCAAUUUAAUGGAAGCGACUAUUGAGCUGUUACCACCGGCUGCUAAGCCUUCAGAUAAGUCACUCCCAGAUUACGAAUCUGAAGCUUGUUGUCGCGACGAUGCUUCCCCCAACCAAGUUUAUGGCCAAACCUCAAACAUAGCAGCAAAUCAAGCCAAGCGAAAGCUCAAUAAUACUCAAAAAGCUAUAGAGUUACCAGUGGCAUCUUCUUCGUUAUGCUCACGUGGAGCUUCAAAUAAUCCUACAUACACUUUAAAGAGGAGAUACGACGAUACCGAGGGGUCAGCCGAUCAUCCGAGUCAAAAUAUUGAGAGAAAAGCAACGAGUGUGAUAAAAGAAGUGCCUGGAAGCAAAAGCAAACCAAAGGGUAUGACUAAAGCAUUUCCUGGAAUCAAAAGUAAUAGCGAAAAGCGAACUGCAGAAUUUCAUAAUUUAUCUGAAAGGAAGCGAAGAGAUAAAAUCAAUAAGAAGAUGCGUGCACUACAGGAGCUCAUACCCAAUUGCAAUAAGGUAGACAAAGUUUCGAUGCUUGAUGAGGCCAUUGAGUAUCUAAAAAAUCUUCAGCUUCAAGUACAGAUGAUGAGUAUGGGAAAUAGGGUGUACAUGCCUCCAAUGUUGUUACCUAAUGGAAUGCAACAACUCCACCCACAAAUGACUCAUUUUUCUCCCAUAAGAAUGCAGAUGGGUAGCGGCUGCAACCCAUUCCCACCACACUUCUUAUUUCCACCGAUUCCAGGAGCUACUGCUAUGCCUGGCUUCGCGCCUCAACUGUUACCCAUGUCUCUAUUACCUGCACAAUUGGGUUUGGGGCUUCUCAACACAACUGUAAGGUUGCCUGCUGUCUCUCCUGCUUCUGCUUCUGCCCCAACCCAACCCAUGGUUUCUGCUACCCUAUCUAAUUCAAAGGAUUCCAUCCACAAAAUUAUUCCAGAAGAGGGAAAAAGCAAAGUUGUUAAAUCCUCAAAGAUUCAUUCACCCAAUUAGGUUGCUGUGUCCGAAAAAUCUGAUUCUGGUUACAGAAAUGAUUGGACCUGGGUUGUCAUCGUCAAUGGAGAAAUCGGAUCUAUCAAGUGAAUGAAAUUGUUUAAGAUUGCCAUCUGUAAGCUCUGCCAAUUGAAUUCAUAAUUCUAUUAGAGCAGAAACUGAACUAUAACUAAUAAAGGCAGAUUGCAGUUCAUAAUGUUCAAUAAAUUGUUUGUUGAACAUGAGGACAAUGUCAUACUACAGCCUACUUGAAGGUGGCGGAACAAUUAUCUUAUCCUUCUGGAAAGCCUGGCCAAUUCAAACUUGAGAGAGAACGUUUUGCCUGUCGACCACGAUUAGAGGAUUUACAAUUCCUAAAGCACCCUUUCAAAUUUUAAUUGGUGUUGCUUUCCUAACGGUUUCCGCUCUAAAACAUUUUUACCAUGGGAACAACAUUCUCUCAGGCUUUUAGCAGCAGUGAAGGAAAUAUUUGCACAAUUAUUUCUCGCCACCACAAGAAUUUUUGAGAUGAAACAUGUAUAUAUCUUUUAAGAUUCAUCUCAGUGGUUUACGCUUGGCGAGUAAGAGUAUAUUGAAAGGCACUUUUUAAUGCACGCUUACAAUUGUAUUGCCGGUGCCGGCAACACGACAUUUGAGGGCUAAGAAGAAAUCUUUAAAUUGGGUCUCUCU
Molecule: messenger RNA, 2827 nt
Organism: Pistacia vera
Lineage: Eukaryota; Viridiplantae; Streptophyta; Magnoliopsida; Sapindales; Anacardiaceae
Product: transcription factor PHYTOCHROME INTERACTING FACTOR-LIKE 15-like
Exons: 7
Coding region: 290-2158 (622 amino acids)
Biological process (GO): regulation of DNA-templated transcription
Molecular function (GO): protein dimerization activity; DNA-binding transcription factor activity
Source: RefSeq, a predicted model, not a curated record